This is a messenger RNA of Clonostachys rhizophaga, 1047 nucleotides long. The record is from the annotation of a GenBank genome assembly. NCBI's taxonomy places the organism in Eukaryota, Fungi, Ascomycota, Sordariomycetes, Hypocreales, Bionectriaceae.
AUGGUUUUCGAAUUCAGGCAAUACGAACCUCCGCAGUUCAGGCCACAAAAGUUAAAGAGGAAACAACAUGCAGUUUCUUUGCCUCCAAAAUGCACCCAGAUCUCGAAUACGGCUGAGAAUCUUAAUAAUAUAUGGCCUCCCCAGUAUGCUCAGGAGACUUUGGACGAGAUCACCGAUAAGACUUCUGGCUCACCUGAUGAGCUCCCACCGAUUGAAGAGCUCAACACUAGCGCCAAGCCAAGCGUGCCGAGCACUUCUACUUCGCUAGACGAUAUAACUAGUUCGCCUUCCCAUGUCCAGGCAGAUGGUAAUUCUGAAAUUAGUAGCAAGUCUCACGAUUAUGCCAUUAUUAUCGAUAAAGAUACAAAUUGGGAUCAGAAUAUCAAGAGUAGCAGGCCUCCGCAGUCUCUGGACAUAACUUUCUUGGCACCUACCAACAGCUGUCUUAACGCGUCAGUCAAUAUUGUCAAGAAAGAUAUAUAUAAUAAAGAGCCCUCUGCUGCCGAGGAGCUGUUGCAUGCACAAAUCGAGUCGGAUCCCGCUCCUAUAUAUGACGAAACUGCCAAUCCCCCGACAGACUCUUCUAUUGAGGCACUGUACCUGGCUCCUGCUACUCAGAUAAGUAUUAAGAUAGCUAGUCUCCAGAACAGCGGUACAGAGGCAAGGAAUGAGCAUGCUAGUAUAAGUCCGUCCGCAGAGGAUCCUCCCACCCCUCCGGUAGUGGAUAAAAUAUCCGAGGAUAAAUGGGAAGCUGUCGAAAUCAUAGGCGAAGAGUUAAUCAACAGGAAGCUAUACUACACAGUGGAGUGGAAACCAACACCUGUACCAGAGGAGAACUGUAUAAACAUAAGGGAGCUGAUUAAGGAGUGGAAGAAGUCAAAGACACAUCAACAGAAAGGAGGCAAGAGGACUGGGAGCCAGACCGCUCAGCUCGCACAAGAAGCUGGAGUUUUCAAAAAGGCUACAAAGAGUCAUAGACAAGGAAAGAUGAGCAACAACAACAAGGACUCUACAAAAAGGCCCCGUGGCCGCCCACGCAAGAUAUAG